GAUCCCUCGUGCUCCGCAAUCUCAGCCGUCCGUUUCCCCCUAUAGUCCCCCUUACCUCCCCUUCUACAGUUCUACGAAGUACGAUCCAAACACCAGCGGCGAAGGCGACGAAGACGAGGGCAAAAACACCAGAAGGGGAAAACUUUUGCUCUCCCGGCGAUCUCGAGAUCUCUCAAGAUGGUGGUGCUGCAACCAGAUCCGUUUCUGAGCGAGUUGACGAGCAUGUACGAGCGGAGCACGGAGAAGGGAUCUGUCUGGGUCACCAUGAAGCGAUCAUCGAUGAAGUGCCAGGCAAGGUUGAAGAAGAUGGCGGCGAAGGGAGAGGCAGUGGAGUACCGGUGCCUCGUCCGUGCCACCGAUGGCAAGAAGAACAUCUGCACCGCGCUCUCUGCAAAGGAGUACCUGAAGUUCCAAGCUUCAUAUGCCACAGUUCUUAAAGCCCAUAUGCACGCUUUGAAGAAGAGGGAGAGGAAAGACAAGAAGAAGGCUGCAGAGGUUGAGAAGAUACCAGAGAAGGCACCGAAGAAGCAGAAGAAAGCACCGUCUUCAAAGAAAUCUGCAGGGUCCAAGUCGUAAGUUACUGAAAGAAUUUGCUAAGCCCUUUUUUGGCCACAGGCCUGAGUAAGAUGGGUGUAGUCAAGACAUUAUCCUCCAUUUUACUCUUAUUCAUGUCUGCGAGAUGAAGCAUGUGAAUACCUUUAUAGAGCUGUGCCGUCGACAUUAGCAAUUUUUGAAGCAGCUUUGGUUGUCUAGAUGUAAGCCGCCCUGGAAUUUUCUAUUUCUAUCAUAGAAAGGCAUCUCUUAAACUGUGCCUGAUCUGAUCGUCAAGUUAGUGCAACUUUCAAUUGACAGAAUUACGUCUGGAACAUGAAGUUAUGCAACUAAGACUGCAGAAGGAAAUUGCAGAACUGUUAUCUGGA
This is a messenger RNA of Oryza sativa Japonica Group (Japanese rice), 920 nucleotides long. NCBI's taxonomy places the organism in Eukaryota, Viridiplantae, Streptophyta, Magnoliopsida, Poales, Poaceae. The record is from RefSeq and is a predicted model, not a curated record.